Messenger RNA from Staurois parvus, 477 nucleotides. The record is from the annotation of a GenBank genome assembly. NCBI's taxonomy places the organism in Eukaryota, Metazoa, Chordata, Amphibia, Anura, Ranidae.
GGCGGGGCGACAGGCAUCGGGCCCCCAAGCGGAGCGGCGAGCACCGGGCCCCCAGGAGGGGCGACAGGCAUCGGGCCCCCAGGCGGGGCGACAGGCAUCGGGCCCCCUGGCGGGGCGACAGGCAUCAGGCCCCCAGGCGGAGCGGCAGGCGCUCCGCCUGGGGGUGAUCACCUGUCGCUCCGCCUGGGGGCCCGAUGCCUGUCGCCCCGCCUGGGGGCCCGGUGCCUGUCGCCCCGCCAGGCGGAGCGGCAGGCGCCGGACCCCCAGGCGGAGCGACAGGUCUUGGGCCCCCAGGCGGAGCGGCGGGCGCCAGACCCCCAGGCGGAGCGACAGGUCUCAGGCCCCCAGGCGGAGCGGCGGGCACCGGACCCCCAGGCGGAGCGACAGGUCUCGGCCCCCAGGCGGAGCGGCGGGCGCCGGACCCCCAGGCGGAGCGACAGGUCUCAGGCCCCCAGGCGGAGCGACAGGUCUCAGCCC